Molecule: messenger RNA, 3398 nt
Organism: Boleophthalmus pectinirostris (great blue-spotted mudskipper)
Lineage: Eukaryota; Metazoa; Chordata; Actinopteri; Gobiiformes; Gobiidae
Gene: frmd8
Product: FERM domain containing 8
Exons: 11
Coding region: 428-1831 (467 amino acids)
Biological process (GO): negative regulation of canonical Wnt signaling pathway
Cellular component (GO): plasma membrane; cytoskeleton
Source: RefSeq, a predicted model, not a curated record
GAAAUUAAUAUAUGAAGUUAAAAGAUUAGCAUUGACAGCAGAAGUCCAUCGGAUGCUUCCACGUAUGUAAUAUAUAAUAUAAUAAGUGAGCCUUGAUUAUUGCCUGUUGCAUAUUGGUCAAAAGUAAAUCUUUAGAUCCUUGAGUCACCCUGGUGUCAGAUCAGAUGUGUUCUUUACAGGCAGUCACGCCCUGUACAGCAGAGUCACUCGUCCAAACAGCAGUGCUAACAGCCCUAGCUAUUAGCCAUCCCAGCCCGGAGGAACUGAGUCAAACACUAUAUCUAAACUUAUCUAGACUAAAGCUCAUCAGGCGUAUGGCUCUUGCACUUCUGCUAACGCUGGUUACAAGUCUAGCUUGAUCAUCUGCUUGGAUUGUAAACAGAAAUAGAAAGGGAGGAGGUCUACCAGUAAAGUAAGAAUACAAGGAAUGGAAGGAGACGAUGUCAAUUUUCCAGCAGAUUCCUCAGAUAAUCUGUCUCAACGAGGAAGCGUUGCCUCAUCUGCAACACUGUCUCGUGCCCAAGAUGUGGUUAUAUAUUUGUUUGGAGAUAGUGUAGUGCAUUUAACAGUGGAAGGCCUCGGGAGUACCACUGUUCAAGAGUUGGGACGCAGUGUGCGUGAGGCUUUGAAUAUUCCUGACUCGAUACAAGAUGUUUUUGCCUUCUGGUUAUGUUCUCCAUUACUUGAAUUGCAGUUAAAACCAAGACACCAGCCGUAUAAAUUAUGUCGGCAAUGGCACGACCUGUUGUAUCGCUUCACUGAGGCCUCGGAGGAAGACAUUUCACAAGAUGAGCCUUUUCUUCAAUACCGUCGCAAUGUUUUUUAUUCCAAAUCAAAAGAGCUCCAGAUAGAAGACGAAGAUGUUCUAAGGCUAUUGUAUGAAGAAGCCAAGAGCAACAUUCUUACAGGACGAUAUCCUUGUGAUCCAGAGCACUGGAACAGCCUAGGGGCUUUGAGUCUGGCUAUAGAAGAGGGAUGUGGAAUAGAGAACCAAAAGCUAACAACUACAAUAAAAGAAAAGAAGUUGUCCUCCUUCUUGCCCGCUCACGUUGCUUUGGGGAGCGGAGGGCUGCUGUCGACGCUCAGAGGAAAAUCGAGUCGUCAGGCGGCUCUGGAGCAGAGUCUUCUAGAAGAAUACAGAAAGAUCAGCACAUCCUCUGAGUGCACACAGCUCCUGCACCAGUACCUCAACACCUGCCACUCUCUGCCUUAUUAUGGAUGUGGCUUCUUCGGCGGGGAAAUUGACAAACCUGUUCAGGGGAUCCUGCAAAGAGGACGACGGAAAGCUGUCUCUGUUGGAAUCUGUCUAGAGGGAGUGUAUGUUAUGGAUGUAAAAGAAAAGCAUGUACUACUGGGUCUGAGAUUCAGUGAACUGUCCUGGGACCAUACUUAUCCAGAAGAGGAGGGGGACUCUCAUAUACUGUGGCUUGAGUUUGACGGAGAAGAGGAUGGUACUCCAGUCAACAAGCUGCUCAAAAUCUAUUCAAAACAAGCAGAGCUAAUGAGCGGCUUCAUAGAGUACUGUGUGGAGCUGAAGUGUGUGUCUGAGGCAGCAGCAGCAGCUGACACAGAUGGUGAGCCUGGCCAGUCUCAAGCCUCCGGAAAAGAUUCAAGUAGCAAGAAUGGCCGAGGAGGGCGCCGUGGGUUACUACGGAGACAAAGCAGCGUUGUCUGCAGUCGUGUCCACUCACUUAACACCAUUAGCUACGUGGAUACUGGAAAGGAAAUCAAGCGUUUAAAACCAAAAAGAGCUGCUUCCUUCUUCACUCGACAGGCGACAAUUUCCUCUUAUUCUGCUGUUCAAGGGGCAGACAAUCUGGAGCAGGGUUAACUCUUCAACUACUCUUUUUUUGCCUUGAAAGACCAAACCUUUACAUUUUACACUGAAAGUCAAUGAACAAGAAAACCUUUGUAACUACUAAUAUAAUGAUGUGGAAAGGACCAAGUGAGGGAUAUUUAUAUCUUGAAGUCAUGUAUAUAAAGAUUAGGCAGUAAUGUGAAAGUAAAGUGUGACAAACUCUUCCAUUAUUCAAGUUGAGCCUGAAGGAGGCAAAGAAGUAGUUUAAUAUGUUAUGAUAAACAGGUGAGCUGUUCCAUAUCUCCAUACAUUAUAACAAGUCAAAACAUUUUAAACAUCUGCAGUAUUCUUGGGUAAUGUGGUUUUAAUAUCUCUGGUAAAGCUCACUGGGUUGUUACCACUUCCUGACAGUUUAAUUUUGUUAUUUUUAGGGCUUUGACAUUCUGUGAAGGGAUAGUUCAUAUUAUUCUAAUGUUAGUGUUGUCUUGGUGAUAUUUAAUACUAUGCUCCUGUUUUCUUACAUACUGUUGGUGCCUUGUUUCUUUGAAUUAAGUGGUGCCAUGUAAAAGCACUAUUUCUGUUAACCUGAAUACAAUUCUAAUUCUCAUGUCAGACCUUCAUUGUCAUGGUUAACAUACCUCAACUUAUAUAUGACAAAAUGUGUAUUAAUGGAUUAUACAGGAAGAGGUUUAAUUUGGAGAGCUGAAUUGUACAGUAUGUUAUACAUAUUUUCUCAUAUCCCUUUCCUAAAAUGACAUAAGAUAUUGUAAGGCCUAAAUAAUAUGUAGGGUUCACUGCCAUAGACUUGCUCUAAUCUUAACAAGUGGCGCUAUUUGUGUUGACAGCCAUUGCCAAAAAGAACAGGGCUUCUUGAUAGGGGAAAAUGAAAAUCAAUGGAAAACUGAUGCAAUAUUUUUUAACUUUGCAAUAUCCAAACUAAUGUGAACUCUAAACCUGAUGGAUUUUACUAGAUAAAAUAAUUGUGGAAGGGAAGAUGUAUUGUUGAGCAAAUACAAAUGUGUUAUUGAAAUAUGCUGUUACAAUCACACCAAAGUAGGCCUGUUACUGCUGAAGCCUGCAGUACAAUAUGCAGCCUGAAGCCUCACAGGUAAAAACUAACAAUCAUCUAUGUUUGGUUGUUGGCUAAUAGUAGUUUACUUCACAAUAAGCCAUUAAAACAUAGCCUUUUUCUGAUACUACAUAUACCUUAACAAACUCCAGCAAUUCAUUUUAUUCUCUCAUACCGUACAUGAUGAUGCAUGUUGUGCAUGUGUUGUAAAAUAGUCAUUCCCACAUCUGACACAUACUGCACUAUUAAUACCAUUUCACCUGUUCACAUUUUGUAACUGCUUUACUUCUUCUGAUGUUUUGUAUGUUUCAUUAGUAACAUAUUUGUAUACUAAUUUAAAGACAUGCUUAAAACACCUCAAAACAUAAAGUGCCUAUUAAUUUGUACAAUUUUGGCUGUUCUGCAGCUCGCCUUGGAAAAAUGACUGUAUGGCAUUGCUCUCAUCUAAAAUGAUACAUUGUGAAUGCUUUUCAGUACAUUUCAGUGUCACUGUUUAUUAUGUAAUUUUUAUCAAUAAAUGCACUAAAACUG